Drosophila teissieri is the source of this 5841-nucleotide messenger RNA. RefSeq names its product protein kinase C-binding protein 1 (gene Zmynd8). The coding region runs from base 349 to 5334 and encodes 1661 amino acids. Gene Ontology annotation, molecular function: protein binding. The record is from RefSeq and is a predicted model, not a curated record. The transcript has 9 exons. Lineage: Eukaryota; Metazoa; Arthropoda; Insecta; Diptera; Drosophilidae.
AUCUGGCAGCACUGUUACUUCGGGAAAAAAUAAACUACAACAAAACCAUUAAUUAAACUAGGAAGGCGCUGCGUUACAUCAAUUGAGGAAGCCGAUCAUCGGCUAAUCGCUGUACGUGGAAGACUCGAGAACCGGCGUCUGGAGACGGCGGCCUUGAAGGCGUUGAGUUAAGGCGCCGAUUUUCGCCCACAGCCCUGAGAAAUUGAUGCCGCGGCAGAGGAAUCUCGCCCAGAAACCGCUCGGCCCGAAAUAAAUCGCACAGUUAUGGUUGCGGCUUGCAAAUCGCCAGCGGAAGAGUGGCCACAGUGAGGCCUCCUAGCACGAACCUCGCAGUCUUUCACACAGAGCAUGGAAAGCACGGACAGCAGCGACAGCAGCGGGGAUAGUUUAAAGUCCAUUCCCCGGCCGGACUUCGAGGCCCUCUCCGCCAUCGGCAGCCCACAGCCGCAGUUGCAGAGCUCCUCGCUUGAUGGCCACAUCGAGAUGGAGCCGGUCAUCAUGCCCAGCAAGCGUCAAAAGUAUAUGGUCAGUGCGCUGCCUGGCUCGGCCAACUGCAGCAGCAACUCGUCCAGCUCGAGUCCCUCCAACAUCAACGUGGGCUCCUCGCUUACCAUGAAGUUGACGAAGGUGCAGCCACAACAGCAUCAGGCCAAGUCCUCCACGCCAAACAACAAAGCCAAAGUAGCCAAGGAAAUGCUUGCUCUGCAGCGCUCACACAUCGAAUCCGAGGUGCUCAGCAACUUUGUGACCGGUGUGUCCAAGCUGAAGCGCCGAAAGUCGCGCAAUUUGCCCGGGAAUCUCGCCACGCAGGCAGCAGGUGGAGAGCUAUCCCGCAGCUUAAAUGCCUCCUCCAAAAACGAAAAAAAAUCUCUAAAGGUUGCCCUUAAGCGGAGCAAAAGCAUUCCUGCUCCCAUCCUCGACUCCGAUGACGACUGGCAGGACGAGGACAUCGACAGGAGCAUUAAGAUCUGCAGACCGAGAGGACGAUCGAUGGCCUUCGAAGAUGGCGAGCGGCUGGCGGAUCUAAAUGUGGAGGACAGCAACAUUGAGCCCCCAUACUCAAUUGCCACCCGCUGCCGGUCCCGAAGCAAAACUUUAUCCUUGAGCAACAGCUGGAGCAAUGAUGACAAGGGCCCACGACGCAGCAAUCUACGCAGCGAGAACGAGGAGUUCGCGAAAAAACAUAGUGCUUUUCUUGAUCGCGUAAUCCAUGAUGACCGGGACUCGGAACUGGUGUUGAACACAUCCGGCGAAGGCGAUAACUCGCUCUUCUCGGAUGUCAGUGACACAAAGACGAUAACGGCCAAAACCCAAGAGGAGGAGGCGGCCGAGCGGCUGGUUCUCAUUUAUGAGGAGCCACCAAUGCCCGGCUGGGACCCGUUCUGCUGGAAGUGCAAAGGGUGCGGCAAGCUGAUGCCUUGCUCCAAGUGCCUGCGCUCCUUUCACACUCACUGCGUCCGACCCACCACCAAGUUCGACUCCGGCUGGAAGUGCCCCGAGUGUCAGGUGAUCGAGGCAGUUCCCAAGAGACUGCGGCGCAAUGGAGUUUCAGUGGAUCUACUAAGCCAGCUGCUUUCCUUCGCCCUGGACCGUAUGAAGCAUGUGCGCGGGGCCCAUAAGCUCCGGUCGCCGCAAGAGGUCUUUCCGCUGACGUACAAGAAGUACUUUGUGAACCCGGUGAGCUUCGAGAUCCUGGCGCAGUGCAUCCGCAAUGGGGCCUACCAAAGCACUGAGGAGUUUCUCGGCGAAGUGAAGUGGAUACAGCACAACGCUCUUAUCCUGGAUGCCGGCGAUGCCAAAGUGGAACAGGCCGCCAAGGCUUUGGUGAAGGUGUGCCGACAGGAGGCCAACGAAAUCGACACCUGCCCCGAAUGCUAUCUAAAUGCCAAUUCCAGCGACGAGUGGUUCGUGAAGGUGUGCCGGCAUCCGCAUCUCCUGCUCUGGGCGAAACUGAAGGGAUUCCCCUAUUGGCCCGCGAAAGCCAUGGGCUCAUCAAACGCUACGCUAGUAAAUGUGCGAUUCUUCGGCAAACACGACCGAGCUUUCGUGCCCGUUAAGGACUGCUUUCUUUAUUCGGCUCAGAAUCCAAACACGCAGACCAGCCGGAGAUCAGCUAGGGAUUUGGCCGAAUGCAUCAGGGAGGUUGAGGUUCACAUCGACCAAAUCAAGCGGAAGAUUGGCGCGUUUAAUUAUGCUCCCUAUCGCACCCCUUACGAUCCUCUGGAGGAGCAACAACAACUGGAGCAGAUGAUGCCUGGCGUGUAUGCGGCUAUCGACAGGGAACUGGAGCCGGCCAAUAAGACACCGCUGCAGUUUCUUAUACGCAAGACCGCGGACGACAAGCUGUCCAUAGUCAAGAAGACAAAGGCGACAGAAUCAGGAAACGAAUCGGAUCAGUCGCCCAGUCCUACGAAAAAGCUUUCGGAGGUGGAUAUUGUUCCUGUAACUGGGGCCGGGUGCAGCGAUCACUCAAAGGUGAAGAGCAACAACUAUGAGGUUAUACCCAGAUCUGGUGAAUCGUUGACCGACUCUCGUUGCAAGGUUUUGCUCAAACGGAAAUCUCUAGCUGCCAAAAUAGUUUCAGAAUCCGUGGAAACUUCAGAAGCGGCGGCAUCAAAACGCAAACAUUCUCUGAGUGAUGCCAGUUACACCAGCGAAUGCAGCGAGCACAAACGCAAGUCAAAGCAUGCUAGGAAACAACAGGAACAGGAUAAUCAAAUUGAAGGGCUAGAAAAAACUGGCCAAGAGCCUUCAAGAUCUCCUAAAAUCGCACCACAGGAUGAGAAACUACAAGAUGCAGAGACUGUCAUAGAAAGUGCUGUCAAUGAAACUUCCACCGCAUCCCCGGUAUCUGCGUCUGUGGUUUCUGUGGUGGAAUUGGUCAGACGACGCCAGGGAGUGACCAUCACAAAGAUACCACGCGAGCAACAGCAGACAGCAGAGGACACAGCGGUGGCACCCAUUCCUCCUCCAACAGCGCCACCUCCCAAACAAAAUACCCCAAAAGGAAUUGAAGCAGCGAACCCAAAACAAUCCGAUGUCGAGAGACAACAAGAACAGCUCAUUAAAAAAGUAAUUCCGUUUAUAGAAAUUAAAACCGAGGUGAUGUCGGAGCCAGAAGACGAAGAAAUUGAGGAAAGAUCAAUUGAGGUUAAUCAAACUCCAACUACUGAAGUUCCCAUGCAACAGGAGACAGUCACAGCACAGCCGGAAUCUCAAAUGCCAGUUGCAGUGCCGGCUCCCCAACCCAAGCCAGUGGAUAUUGUACCUUGUGAAGAAGUCAGAAUCAAGGAAGAGAUUCUCAGCGAAGAAGAAAUGGAAACAGAGCAGUCUAAUGUGAGUCAGAGGUUUAAGUCUGUGCCACCGAUGCCAUUGCCUAUGCCCCCGCCUCCUCCCUUACCGCCACGAGAGGAGACACCCGCAACGAAUGACCUGGUUCGAUUUGUGGGCGACACCACAAUCCAAAGGGUAGGCCAGAAACAGGGAGUCAAGUCGACGGAUUCAGCAGGAAAACGUAAAGGGCUUCAGCAAGUUCCCAUAGCAGGCACACCCCAGGCACCCUCUCCAAGUCACUCGCCUGUCCAGUCAACUGCACCUUCACCUUCGGCAUCACCAAAGCCCACUAGCACUCUUGCUGUUAACAAGCCAACGCCACCACCCAAAGGAAAGUCUCCGUCACACCUUCAAUUUAGGGGGAAAAACGAUCGUAUCCCAACCUCCCCGCCGGGGACUGCUCCCCCAGCCACCACCACGUCUUCUUUGCUCAGAUCCAACAUGGUAGUGAUUCCAGUGGAGCAGGGCGGCAGCUGCCAUCCACACAGUCCUAUGACUUUCCCGGUUCCACCAUUGAGGGCCGUUUCAAAGAACACGCUGCAGAAUACCUCAACGCUACCAACUUCCUCUUGCGUUCCCAGCUCAGUAUCUAUGCCCCCACCACUAGCCGGUUUGACUGUUCCUCCAAUGGCCACGUCCACAUCACAGGAAGACUCAAUUACCAACAGUGUACCAUCCGGGGGUCUACUGGCCAGCGCCUUAAACGGAACGGCAAACGACUCCUUGCCCAGUGAUUCCAUUCCUAAUGAUCCCAUAACUCCGGGCUUGGCCACGGCAUUAAGUGAAAUGCUCCUGCACUCCGGUGCGCCAAAGUUGGUAGCUCGCCCACGCGGGCCUCUCCGAUCGGAUGGCUCCCAAAUCUAUCCCUCGCAAGCCGGACCGGUCUCGCAAAAACUGAAGGAGAACGCACACAAGAUUACCGACUACUUUAUAUCCGUCAUCGAAGAUACGCUCAGCGACAUGGCUACUGGAGACCAGAGUGUCCUGCAGGCCCGGAUUGCCGGGUUGUCGCUGGAGAACGAGCGUCUGAAGCAGCACUACGACCGCCAGAUAAACGACUUGCAUCGCACAAGCGAGCUGAUGAUUGCCGAGAUGCGAAAGACAUUGGAGCAAGAGCACAAACGCGUGAUCUGCGAUCUGCGACAGCAGAACGCCAUGGAGCAGAUGCGGGCGGUCGAGGAGGCCAAGAGGAAGCAGUGGUGUGCGAAUUGCAUGCGUGAGGCACAGUUGUACUGCUGUUGGAAUACCUCUUACUGUGACUAUCCCUGCCAGCAGUUGCACUGGCCUAGACACUCUGCCUCUUGUGGUCAGUCUGUGCCAUCGGCAAUCCCAGUUCCACCUACAGUUCCGGCUCCGGUAAUAGAGCCUGGCCGUUCCAAAUCUAAAGUGGCCACGCCAACGCCGACUCCAUCGAUAACAAGCCCAAGUCCCAGUUCGCAGAUAAUGCGAACAGUAGCGCCCUGUCCAUCCGCACCACCUAUUCCCAGCGCAGCAAGUUCCAAAAAGUGGCCACCUAUGAUGUCGUUGAUGAACCAACCCAAUCAGGAGGCCAUGCUCAAGCUGCCCGCCACUACAUACCUUCGGCCAGUGGUCAGCACCACGAUGACAGCUCCUGUGACCGCCCCGCCACCAGCGAAUAGCAACAGCAUGAACGUAAUAAUGGCACCCACACCACCGCCAGGAAAUAAUAUGGCCACUUUAAUGUCCGCACAGCGAACUCCCCCCAACUACAAUGCCAAGCACACCAAUCAAGCGAUGCCCGUGCAGCGCUUUAAUAUUCCUUUGCCCAUCACCGUAAAUGCGAAUGCACCCUUCAUGAUGGCAGAGCAGCAUCAGAAGCAAGUACCAAAAGCUACUGGUCGCUCAGGAAAAAACAAUAAUCGAAUGCGCCAAACCUACAGCAACAAUAUCAACAACAGCAACCCACAGGGUAUGCGCAGCAAUAACAAUCCGCAGGCUAUCCGCCAGAAUCAAAUGAAUCAACAGGUAUUCCAGCCAUAAAUCGUAGACGACUAGCAAACUUUACGAUAGAUUUUCACCUGGAAAGACUGCUUGCAAUUCAGAUAAUAAUUUUCUUGAUAUUCCGGAGGAACUCGUUAAAACAUCGAUUUACUUGGCCCAUUACACAAAUGGUCAUCGCAUGUAUUUGGGCUUUAAUUCUUUAAAUUCACCCGAGCGCAGCUAUUGACGAUGGUUUUCUUUUAGAUUAGGUUUAGUGACGAAAGUGUAAAAUAAUAUUACCGUUCAAUAAUUACUUGUAAGACUCGAUAAACUCUAUUCUAGUAUUGCUGGUUUUACUGUAACCUAACCGCCUAGUAAGUAAGACUCAUUGCGAAGCCAUCAGAUGGACUUUGCCUAAUCAUAGCAACUAGUAGUCUGUAAGGGCAUCCCAUUUUUCAUUUUAAUCGUGCUGUAAAUUGUUUUUCUCAUUUGUUUUACAUACCUUGUAUGUAUAUUUAAAGCUAAGCUGCAACGUAAAUAAAGGACAAUUAAUUUUUUGGGUAAUAA